This is a messenger RNA of Sus scrofa (pig), 2469 nucleotides long. The record is from RefSeq and is a predicted model, not a curated record. Lineage: Eukaryota; Metazoa; Chordata; Mammalia; Artiodactyla; Suidae.
ACACACACCCUUCCCUACACACGCAUACAUACACACACACACACACCCUUCCCCCAUGCGUGUCUUUCAGACUAGCCGCUUCUCCCAAGGCCGGGUUGAAUGGGAAAGAACGGGCCGGUCUUUGUCAUUAAUCCUCCCCUCCUUCAAAGGAGCCAAGCUUCUUCCGGGUCAGCAACAAUCACCGCCAACCCCAUCGGGCCCCCGGUCCCCCAUACCGCUAGCCCUGAAGCGCGCGAGGGCCAGGUCGCCACCUCCGCAGGUUGCGGGAGGGGAGGAGGGCGAGGAGGAGGGCGGGCGGGCGGCGCGGGAGUGGGGGAGGGAGGGAAGAAAGGAGGGAAGGAGGGGAAGGCAAUCCGAGGAGGAGGAGGAGAGAGCAGCCUCCCGCAGACAGCGAAGAGAAUGGGAGUGCGGGGCGACAGACCGCCGCGGGGUGUCACGGCAGUGGCCGAGCUUGCCAGGCGCAAGGCCGGUGCCCGCCGCUUUUAAACCCGGGAGGGCGCGGCGGCGGCAGCGGCGGCGACGGGCGGAUCGCGGCGCGCGCGGGGAGCCGGGAGGCGGCCGAAUGGAGAGGAAGGGCUCGGCGGCCGGGGCCAAAGGAAACCCUAGCCCGCCCGCGGCCGGUGAGGCGCAGCGGCCACAGCCGCCUCUGUGCGUCCCGGGCGGCAGCGGAGGGACCCCGGCGCGGGGCCAGGCUGGGGCGGCGGCUGAGCCCGCCGAGUUCAUCAGGCGCGCGCACGAGUUCAAGAGCCAAGGGGCGCAGUGCUACAAGGACAAGAAAUUCCGCGAAGCCAUCGGCAAAUACCACAGGGCGUUGCUGGAGCUGAAGGGGCUGCUGCCGGCUGCCGGGGAACGGGAGCGGGACUCGCGCUCGGCCUCCCCGGCCGGGGCCCCCAACCCCGGUCGCCUCUCAGAGGAGCAGAGCAAGACGGUGGAAGCCAUCGAGAUCGACUGCUACAACAGCCUGGCAGCCUGCCUGCUCCAGGCUGAGCUGGUGAACUACGAGCGAGUCAAGGAGUACUGCCUCAAAGUCCUGAAGAAAGAAGGCGAGAACUUCAAGGCCCUUUACCGGUCCGGUGUGGCCUUCUACCACCUCGGAGACUAUGACAAAGCACUCUACUACCUGAAAGAAGCAAGGACCCGACAGCCCACAGACACCAACGUGAUUCGAUAUAUCCAGCUGACGGAGAUGAAGCUCAGCAGAUGCUCCCAGAGAGAGAAGGAAGCCAUGUAACCAGAACACCUUUCUAGAGCCGAGCCUGACCCAGGACAUCCAGGCACCCCCGCCCGGUGGAAAGCCCCACCCUGGGUUCUGUUCCUUGCUCCCCACUUCCAACUCCUAUUGCCCCUCAAUUCUUUGUCUACGCCCAGUGUGAAAAGAAGGGGACAUGCAGAUUCAGGAUCUGGUGGGUGGCCCUGACAUCCUCUUUUCAGCAGGGCAGCCCCUACAAGGGACCUGACUUCUGCAGGAAGAGCUGGAGAGGACCCUCUCCAGUUGGGAAAGCCUUUGCAGCUGUGACUCGAGCCAGUGCUUCUGACAAAGGCGGAGCCUUGCAGGUGUAGCACCCCGAAGGCGUCAGGCACGUUGCCCACGGGCUGGCCCCUCCACCCCUUCCUAACAGACAGGAGCAUCUCAAGGCAACUGUGACAAGUCCAGGGAUGAGAAGUGUUGGUGAAGCCAACACAGUCCCGGGAAUUUGUACACUGGAUUUCUGCACCCCUGCUCCCCACCCCCAGGAGCCUCAGGCCCUGCCUCCCUCCCCCACUUGUUGUCUUGGCUUGUGCUCUCUUCUCGCCCCCUCGGGGGUCAGAGACGCUGCCAGGAUUCACAUACCAUUGAAGCCCACUCUCAGUGCCCUCUGAUGACCACGCAUACCAUUCUCCCGUACUCCCACCCAGCAGGCAGCUGGGACAGCAGAAGGGGAGGGUGAAGUGGACCAAGGGCUGACCACGUAGGUGAUGGGGGCGGGAAAGAUGAGUCCUAGGGGAAAGAGCGUUGUACAGACUGGGAGAAUGAACUGUGGACUAAUUAAGUGUAAAUAAAAAUAAAUUAACAGGCAGCAGUUCCUGUCAUUUCUGUUGGAAGCAGCCCACUUCCUCAUUUUUACUCCCUCCCCCAACCCUCAAUUGGAGCCACUUACAGCCAGGCAGGAUGGGGCUUCCCCCAAAGCAAUGGGCCAAUUGUCCAGUGGUGUAUAAUGCUGGCUGCAUCUUUGUGCUUUUAGAGUAGGCUGGGAUUGUGGAGACUGCCCAGGGACUUGACUGAGUGGGAACACGUAAGCCUCUUUUUGAUGAAAUCUGUACUCAAUAUCUAGCACAUAGAAUGCGUUCAACAAAUAUUUGUUGAAUGACUAACCGAUUGCAGACUGGCUCUCCUGCCUUAAACUAAUUUUAUCCCAGCCUAGUCUCCUGUACCUAUGCUCUUUAUGUGAUGCCAUGUUGCUUCAGUCAAAUAAGAAAUAUUUACUGAGG